AUUUUAUUAAAAAUAUUAUCUUAUCUCAUUUUUCCAAUUAGUUCCAAUGACCAAGUCCUAUUUUCACUUACCCGAUUGUUCUAAAUAACAUACGAUAAAACGACAAUAUAGUAAAUUUGAAAUUGCUCGCUUUUAUCACGCAUGGUAUGUUUUUAUAUUCUUUCGAAUAAAUUUCAUCAAAAUAAAGUCACUAGUUAUAACUAGCGCUAUAUUACCAUGUGCAAAAGAAAAAUAUUUUGGUGUUUAGUUUUAAUAAAUUUUGGCGUGUUUUCACGUGGAGAGCUAUUCAGUGCCUUGUCAGACUUGGAACCGUUGCUGAAAACACAUAAAAGGGUUAUUCACGAUUUACACGACUACAUCAGUAGAGAAGAAGAAAGGCUUCAUAUUUUAAAAAGGUAUUUAAAAAUUUACAAUCGAGAACAUGUGAAGGCGAUGGAAGACAUACCGAACUAUAUCGGCAACCCUAUAAACGCGUUCACACUCAUCAAGAGGAUGACCGCAGACCUGGAGUACGUCAAACUGAAUAUUGAUUUAGGAGCAGAACAUGCAAGAAGCAUCGGCAUCACGCAGUACGAGAACGCCACUUACCCCAGCGCGGAGGACUUACGCGGCGCCGCGCGCGCUCUUACGCGCCUGCAGGAAACUUACUUUCUCAAGGUCGAAGAUCUCGCUGAAGGAAUACUAAAUGGAGUUAUUUACAGUUCGAAAAUGAGUGCAAGUGACGGUUAUGAAUUAGCCAAAAUAUUAUUUAACGAGAGUGAUUACCAAAACUCCUUGGAUUGGAUGAUCACAGCUCUCCACAAAUUCAAAGAAGAAAAUAAUUCUUACAUGUUUGAAGAAAUCGAUAUACUUCAAUAUAUAAGUUUAUCGUAUCAUUUUUUAGGUGAUCAUAGAGAAGCUUUGAAAUGGGCAAUAAGGAUGAUUGAACUAGAUCCACACCAUUCAGAUGCGAUAAUAAACAUAAUUAAAUUUCAAAAACAUAUUGAAGUGGAAGAGGCAAAAUUAAAUGCGGAUGACGAAGCUGACAAAAUAUCAGACGAGAAUAAUAAUGUGAAUGCAACAUUAGAAGAAAUAAAAGCGCAAUUCUUUAGUUUUUCUAAUGCUCUGUGUCGGGGAGAAGUUGAGGUGCCACCUGCAAUAGCCAAAGAGUUAAAAUGUCGUUAUUACAACGAGAACUCAUUUUUGAAAUUGGCACCAAUAAAGAUGGAGUACAAAUACCACAACCCGGACAUUGUAAUAUUUUACGAAGUUCUAAGUGAUGAAGAAAUAGAAAUAAUUAAAAACAUAGCCCAACCACGAUUAAAACGAGCACUGAUUUACAACACUGAGUCUAAAAGAUUUGCGUCAGCGGAGAAACGUAUAAGCAAAUCGGCCUGGCUAGUUGACAAGGAGUCGCCAGUGGUAGAGAGAGUGAGCAGGCGUGUCGCGGAUUUCACAGGAUUGAACAUGGACACUGCUGAAGAUCUACAAGUUGUCAACUACGGCAUAGGUGGUCACUAUACACCGCACGUUGAUUAUGCUCUCCCUGAACAUACUCAACAGUUUUCCGAUGAAGUUGGUAACAGAAUUGCAACUGUUUUAUUUUACAUGUCGGACGUAGCUGAAGGCGGUGCCACAGUAUUCCCGAAGCUGAGCUUGAGUUUAUUCCCGGUGCGCGGGGCGGCCGCGGUGUGGUUUAACUUGUUCCCAUCUGGGGAAGGUGACCGCGAGACCGCCCACGCCGCCUGUCCCGUGUUACGCGGCACCAAGUGGGUGUGCAAUAAAUGGAUUCAUAUGGUAGGUCAAGAGUUUCGGAGACCUUGUGGGUUAACCAGGGAGAAGACAGGAAACGACAGUGAUUUUAAUUCAAGAGUUAAAUAAGGUUGCUUUUCUUAUGACGUGAAAAAAAGCUUAUCGUUAGUGUACUUGUUACAAAAUAAAUAUGAAAACCACAAAAC
Messenger RNA from Aricia agestis (brown argus), 1937 nucleotides. Its product is annotated as prolyl 4-hydroxylase subunit alpha-1-like. The transcript is spliced from 11 exons. Gene Ontology annotation, molecular function: protein binding; procollagen-proline 4-dioxygenase activity; iron ion binding. Bases 217 to 1860 code for a protein of 547 amino acids. The record is from RefSeq and is a predicted model, not a curated record. Gene Ontology annotation, cellular component: endoplasmic reticulum. Lineage: Eukaryota; Metazoa; Arthropoda; Insecta; Lepidoptera; Lycaenidae. Gene Ontology annotation, biological process: peptidyl-proline hydroxylation to 4-hydroxy-L-proline.